This is a messenger RNA of Microdochium trichocladiopsis, 724 nucleotides long. RefSeq lists its product as uncharacterized. The transcript is spliced from 2 exons. Bases 126 to 665 code for a protein of 179 amino acids. The record is from RefSeq and is a predicted model, not a curated record. NCBI's taxonomy places the organism in Eukaryota, Fungi, Ascomycota, Sordariomycetes, Xylariales, Microdochiaceae.
AAUAAGACUUCUACCUCUCCAAGCUGAAUUCAACCUCACGCACAGAUAGAGCAUUUGAUAGGGCUCUUUCCAUAAUUCUUCGUACCUUGUCGUUCUAGUGAAAGUGGCCCCUCCAGCCAAGCACCAUGACGGACUUUACUACCAACACAGGCUUCCUCAAAGCUCUAUACGCCGGUAAUGCUUUAUGGCACACUAGCGCUUUUUAUCACUUCACUUUUAAACAGCCUUUCAUGAUUCGCAAGCUAUCCCAACGCCGGACCAGCACGGACCCGGCUGUCCAAAAGCAUCCCUCUGGUGACGCAUGGCAUCACGACGUCAUGGCAUAUCUCGGCGCGAUCAACACUUCUUCCGCCUUGCUGGCGAUCAUUAGGCUACAUGUCAUCAUUGCACGGAACAGCAACGGCGGUAAAAAGGGCGGUGGUGGGCUCCUGGGAGCCCUGUCCACGGGCACUGCACGGGGCGAUGUUCCGCUUGAUGUCACGGCGCUGGCGGUGCUGGGGCUCGCAAACUUCUCGCAGGCAUACAUGAAUUUCUACACGGGAUGGACGAGCGACCGCUGGAUUAUGGGGACGGGGCUCGACAGGAUUACGGUACUGGAUGCGUUGUUCACGGUACUGGACUGGUUUGCCGCGUGGCGCUUGGUCAAGUCUGUCUCUGGAGUCUAAAUAUCACACGAAGGUACAUUGUGACAUCGACUUGGCUGGGAAAGAUCUGGUGCUGUAAC